Messenger RNA from Ziziphus jujuba (common jujube), 3735 nucleotides. RefSeq names its product disease resistance protein RPV1. The record is from RefSeq and is a predicted model, not a curated record. Bases 167 to 3562 code for a protein of 1131 amino acids. Gene Ontology annotation, molecular function: ADP binding; protein binding. Gene Ontology annotation, biological process: signal transduction; defense response. Lineage: Eukaryota; Viridiplantae; Streptophyta; Magnoliopsida; Rosales; Rhamnaceae. The transcript has 5 exons.
GACUGAAAAGAAAAAAAAAAAAAAAAAAGACAGCAUUUUUACACUUGCGAGGAGAUGGGACCCAGUUGAGAUUCCUUUCGAUGAUCAUUCGCUUAAUUUCAUUGCUUUUUUCAAGGAGGAAUUUACUCUUCAGAUUUGAUCACCGAAGUUUGGCUCCCUGGAAAAGAUGUCCAACGCCUCCCUCAAGUUUUCGACCACCGGGGACUUUAAAUACGAUGUGUUCCUGAGCUUCAGAGGCAAGGACACCCGCAAGAACUUCACCGAUCAUUUAUACACAGCUCUUGUCCGAAAUGGAUUCGUCACUUACAAGGACGACGAAGAAAUUGAUAGGGGAAACGACAUCUCCCCAGCACUCUUGAAAGCAAUCCAAAAUUCGAGGCUUUCCAUCAUAGUUUUAUCCAAAAACUUCGCUGCUUCGAGUUGGUGUUUGGAUGAACUUGUCCACAUUCUCGAAUGCAUGAAAGCUAGAAAGACGGUUCUUCCUAUCUUCUAUGAUGUGGAUCCCACUGUGGUACGACACCAGACGGACAGUUUUGCCGAAGCUUUUGCUAAACACGAACAAAAACACAGGCAUCCUUCGGAGCUACGAAGUCAAAUGGUUUCUGCUGAAGCCCUUGCUGAUUAUGAAGAAAUGUAUAGGCGCCACAGUGAGACCGUUAGAAGAUGGAGAGUUGCCUUGACUGCUGUGGCCAAUCUUUCCGGGUGGCAUCUUAACGAUGGGCAUGAGUCAAAAUUUAUUCAAAACAUUGUUGAAGAAGUAGCACAAAAAUUGAAAGAUACAUCUGAGGAGAUAUUGUGUCCAUUGAAUGGUACAAUAUAUAGGGAUACAUCUGGUAAAUGGUUUGAUGCAUCUGAUGAGCUAUGUAGCAACAUAUGUACAGAUAUAUCUGGUGAAACAAAUGGCACAUUCUUGGUUGGAAUAGGGCCUCGUGCAAAUGAAGUACUUCGGUAUUUGAAUUCAGAUUUGGAUGAUACUCACAUUGUAGGCAUAUGGGGAAUGUCAGGAUUAGGUAAGACAACUGUUGCUAAAAUUGUUUAUGACAUGAUAUGUGAUCAGUAUGAGGCUUGCAGCUUUGUUGCUAAUGUAAGAGAACUUUCUCAAAGUCUCGGUUUGGUUGCUUUACAAGAACACCUGCUUUCGGAACUUCUGUUGGGAAAAAAAAUAUCCAUACAAGAUGUUCAAGAAGGAAUUGCUUUGCUUAGAUAUUGGAUUCGUAAUAAAAGGGUCCUCAUCGUUUUAGAUGAUGCAGAUGGAUUAGACCAAUUGAAUGCUUUAGCUGGAAACCCUGAUUGGUUUGGUAUUGGGAGUAGAAUCAUCAUAACAAGUAGAAAUAUAAGUUUGCUUCAUGAUCAUGGAGUGAAGCACAUGUAUUUGUGUGAAAGUCUACGUGAUGAUGAAGCUCUUAAGCUCCUCAGUUUCAAUGCAUUUAAACAGAACCAUCCUAUCAAGGGUUUUGAGAAGAUGUGCAGCCAUGUCGUAAAAUAUGCUCAUGGCAUUCCUUUAAUUCUCAAAGUUCUUGGCUCCUUCUUGUGUGGUAAAGGCAUAAAUCAAUGGAUACAAACAUUGGGUGCGCUAGAAAGAAUUCCUCGGCAAACAGGGUUUAAUAUAAUUAGAAUCGGUUUUGAUUCUCUUCAGGAAACAGAGAAGGAUAUAUUCCUACAUAUUGCAUGUUUUUUUAAAGGGAAGCAAAUUGAUCGUGUUGUACCAGUACUAGACUGUUCUCUUGGCUUUUUCACAAAAAUUGUGAUAAAAAUACUGAUUGAUAAAUCUCUUGUAUAUAUUUCAAAUAACAUCCUAUGCAUGCAUAGUUUUGUACAAGAAAUAGGUAGAGAAAUUGUUCGCCAGGAAUGCACAUCAGAUCCAGGUAAACGUAGUAGGUUGUGGCAUCAUGAAGACAUCAAUGAUGUAAUGAUGUGGAAUUUGGGAACAGAAGUGAUUGAAGCCAUAGUCUUGGACAUUCCUGAACUAGAAUGCUACUGGAAUCCCAGAUGUUUUUCAGGGUUGGAUAAUCUAAGAUUGCUCAGCAUUCGCAGUGUUGUCCACCUUCCCCAAGGCCUCAAUCACCUUCCGAAAAAUCUAAGGUUCUUGAAGUGGAGAGAAUAUCCAUUGAAAUUUUUACCAUCAAAUUUCUAUCCGCCUCUACUUGUUGAACUUAAUAUGUGCUACAGCCAAAUUGUACAACUUUGGAACGGAGAAAAGUUCUUGCGCUGUUUAAAGUUCAUCAAACUUAGUCACUCCUGGAACUUGAUAAAAACUCCAGACUUUACAGGGGUUCCAAAUCUUGAAAGGCUAGUUCUUGAAGACUGUAGAAACUUAAUUGAAGUUCAUCCAUCCAUUGGAAUUCUCAAAAGGCUUCAUUUAGUAAAUAUGAGAGAUUGCACAUCUGUCACCAAUCUUCCUAGCGCCAUUUCAAUGGAAUGUCUUGAAAGCUAUGUUCUUUCAGGCUGCUCAAAACUUGAAAAGUUUCCAGACAUAGUGGGGCCUAUGCAAUAUUUGUCACAACCGAACUUGGAUAGAACAGCAAUUAACAACCUGCCAAAAUCAAUUGAGCACCUGGCUGGCCUUGCUUCAAUAAACAGAAGAAACUGCAAUUACCUCUCAUGUCUUCUCUCCGGAAUGCCAAAUCUAACAAAACUAGAUUUGAGAGAUUGUAAUUUACCAGAAGGAGCAAUUCCCAGUAACAUUGGCUGCUUAACCACAUUAGAGGUCUUGGAUCUAAGCAGAAACAAAUUUCUUACCUUGCCUCCAAGCAUCAGUCAACUAAUUAAGCUGAAGUUUCUUGGUUUGGCCUAUUGCAAUCUGCUAGAAUCAGUGCCGGAGCUUCCUGCCAAUAUUACAUGCGUAGAAGCAAGAGAUUGCUCUUCCCUUGUCACUUUCUCAAAGCCAAUAUGCUUAUUCACUUCCACAGAACUAGUUCUCAGUUUUAUUAAUUGUUACCAGCUAACUGACGGCUGCAAAAGCAUGGCGAUAACAUGGUUGAAAGCAUACCUCCGCUCAAUACUAAACACCCAGAAUCAGGAACUCUCACAUAGAAUUGGCAGAUUUGAUGCCAUUAUUCCUGGAACUAGAAUUCCAGAAUGGUUCAGGCAUCAAAAUAUAGGGUCUUCAAUUACAGUACAGUUGCCUCCAAAUUGGAGAAAUGAUAAUUGGAUUGGAUUUGUUUUUUGCAUUGCUUUUGGAGUACAUGAGCAUCCUUUUCACGAAGAUGAACACCUCGAUUCGGAAAACUCUCAUGAGAUCAGCUGUCAAUUGUACACCAAUGAAGGUCCCAUAACCACUGGUUUUGGAUUUUGCAUCUCAGAAGGCACAUUGUUCAAGUCAGAUCACCUUUGGCUUCGUUAUAUGUCAAAUGGAAGCUUUAAAGAACGAAUGGUUUGGUGGAAUAGAAUCAAUUACCUUGAAGUUUCAUUUGGGACUCCAAGUCCCUGCUUGGAUGUGAAAAUGUGCGGGUUUCGUGUUGUUUACAAGCAAGACAUGGAAGAGAUAAAGAAUAAAAAAUUCAACUACAACCGCCCUCCACUUGAGGAUUUGGGUAUCCAAUUCUUCUCAUUUGAUGCAUAAGUUGAGUAGCCUUCCACCAUAAUUUUAAUGUGAUAAAAAUGGGCAAAAGCCAUGUUAAAACUAUGACAAUGGAAGCCAAGGACAAGACUAAAACUUAAGCACUUGAACCAUCCAGAUUGUGUAAACCAUGCAUAUGCAAUUAAGUAUCACCUUCUUAUUAAAUUUCUUUUCUA